GCUUCGCCGAGAGAGAGAAAAGCAAAACAACGUUUUGAUCCCAUUUACCGGCUGCUUGCAUUUUUAGACCGUAGUAAAAUACGAUCUCCAUUACUGCAACAGGGAGUUGUAGUCCACACAAUACUGAUAAAUGCAUUGUAACCCGUUUUGCACUAAAAUCAACCGAAAGCUGGUGAUCUCGCUUUAGUUACAUUUAAACCAGGUUGAAAAUGACUUCCAAACGCCUUAUCGAGCAGUCUCGAGCCGGCGAAAGUGCGCACGAGGGGGGCUGCAUCGGACAGCGCGACCCUGUCAUCGCAGUGAUGAUAGCGACACGCGAGAACGGAGCGUUGAAUGGAAAAGCUUGUAAAAUAAAUGCGCUCCAGGAAAGUGCUUUUAAGAAUUCAGGCAAGGAAACCUCUCCGAAUGGACAUUUUUAUACCUCAACAGGAGAGAGGCACUACAUUCAUAAAAAAUUUGCAUGUGGCAGAGAGGAGGAUGAACAUAGCUCAGCAUCAGGUGGGCUCAUUAAACAAGGCUGUCCUGCUCGUUGCCUGAUCUUAAAUGGCCACAGGAUACAAGACCAAAUCAACAUGGAGGUUCGGAGCCCAGUAGGAGGGCCAGAGGAGCUUGGAUGUCGUCUGCCAUCACCCAGGUCCUCGCACCCGUACAUGUCCUCCAUCAUCCCCGUCCCUCAAGACAGGAGGCCUUCUGGUCUUGCUGAUAAGGAGGUGUUAGCCGCCACCGUCCUGACCACACUGUCCACCAGCCCACUGGUGCUAAACCCCGCCCCCAGCAUCUCAGGUGUAGAGCUGGCAGCUAAAGGCUGGAAGGAAAGCCUGUCGGCCAGCUACAGCAGCUCCACCAGUGGGAACUGGAGCUGGGACGCUAGUGACCAAUCAGUGCCCUCCACCCCAUCCCCACCUCUUUCCAAUGAUGCCGGAAAAAGCUUCCUGCUUUCUCAGAGUGAUGACAACAUUGAGGAAACUGAGAGUACACACUUCCUGUUUGAGGACCCCAUCCCCCGGAAACGAAAGAAUUCCAUGAAGGUGAUGUUCAAGUGUCUGUGGAAGAACUGUGAUAAAGUCCUCAGCACAUCCUCAGGGAUCCAGCGGCACAUUCGCACCGUUCACCUGGGGCGAAAUGGAGAUUCCGAUUACAGCGAUGGCGAGGAGGAUUUUUAUUACUCGGAAAUCGAGGUGAACAUGGAUACGCUUUCCGAGGGGCUCUCCAACCUCACGCCCACCUCCCCCACUACAUGCGGGCCGCCCCCUGUGUUCCCUGUCCUGGCUUGUGAUGCAUUUCGCUCUGAGCCCGCCCAUGUCAUCAACACCCCACUCAGCCAAUCAGCGCCGUCCGCGCUGUGCCACAUCCGCACUGACCACGCUUACCAGGCCACAACCCCUGUCAGCAUUCCCAGCAUGCCCUCCGAACCGCCUCACAGCGAGGACAGGAUCAGUGUAUCCUGGCAAUCGCCCCCUGUUAUAUUUAAAGGGCUACCGGGCCCGAUGACUCAAAUCCGCACUGUUAGCAUUGGAGAGAAGAGACAACCUGUUAACCACACCACCAUUACCACCAGCAAAACUCACACCAGCAGCACCGCCACUGCCAAACCCAGUAAUGGAAGCAGAAAACCCCGUGGUGAAGCCAAGAAGUGUCGGAAGGUAUACGGCAUGGAGAAGAGGGAUCUGUGGUGCACGGCGUGCCGUUGGAAGAAGGCCUGCCAACGCUUUACUGACUGAGCUUUGAACUUUUUACUCCCUCAAACUGUGCUUCUCUAUCACCGGUGUUCCCACGAAUUGAGCACCGCUUGUUGUCCGUACUCUCAGAAAUGACUUGCGAGAGCUUGACGUAAUGUCCUUCUGAGGGACGUGCCGUUUAAACGUCACCGUUUCCUCCGAGCCACAAGAGGGUGCUCUUGUUUUUCCUACAGCUUCCGUAGCGGAACACUGAGAUUUUAUUAAAAAAUACAAAAAAAAAAAAACUGCAGAAAAAAGAUAAAAGUGAAAAAGGUUUUCGAAAAAAUAAGCAUAUCGGCUUUUGCGUUAUAUGCGUUGUUAUAUAAAGGCAAAAAGGAAGAUUUUGCAUACGAAAUCCAGAAACAAGACACUUUCAGAUGCAGGUUUUGUCGUUUAUUACAGUAGCUGAAGCUUAUGCUGAAGUUUAUGUGUGGCAGACUUUAUACACGGCAGUUUUUACUGUUGUAAGCUAACGUUUGCGAUUUUGUAUUGAGUGAGUGUUUUGAGCAGUUAACCUUCUUAGCUAUGGUUACACCUAUCCAACAAAUCAAAUCAAUGUUUGUUUUACGUGGACAAAAUCGCUUUUUGUAAACUUUGACAUUGUUUAAAAUCGAACUCGGCAAACUGUGUAUGGAUUUAACGCUUUGUUUUGCCUAUAAGCACUUUUUAACAGCCAUGAAAAAAUUCGCUUUCGUAUUUUGAUACACAUUUUAGCAUCGCUGUUUCGUACUGGAAAUCACGUAAAGGAUUCUCGCGCACUUGACGCUUUGGUGUAACCGAGAACUAUUUCAACAAGCUUCGCUAAAGUUUUGUCUCGUAAUACCUCUAAAGAAAAAUGAGCCUUUAAGAGAGAGAGAGAGCCUUGUGUGUACUUCAGCACGAGCAGUUGUAGUGCAAGAAUGUAAAAAUGGCCUCUCUUCACGCUAAUGCACCGAAAAUCAUUUUGCCCCUUCCAGUUUAGCAGCCUCUUCAUAAGCUAACAGGUUUAUUCCUAUCAGUCCACAGUAUUAAUUUCAUGGCAGGCACUUUACUUCGCCAUAAACCUUCAAAUGUAAGACAAUCUGCUGUUGAGGAAAAUGUUUUAGCCCAAUUAGGAUGUAGCGUUCGUGUAUGUCCAACAAGCUACAACAAGACAUCCCUACUGUAUGUUGUGUGAUCCAGUACCGCAAUACCUAGAGCUUUCCACACAAAUGUACAACUUCCUGCAUAUGUUGUGUAGUCUUUGUGGAAAAUCUGUCCCACACUGCACUUUCUAUAAAGUCAUUUUUUACGUCUAAUUCAGCACAUAGAUAAAACGUAUACUGUUAUGCACCAUACAGAAGUCUGAUAUAUGUAAACACGUGGAACAGUGUGGCAAUCAAAAGUUUACGUACACCUUGCACAAUCUGGAAAAUGUUGGAAUAUUAAGAUUUUUGCAAAUUAUGGAUUGUUUUUUAAUUCCGUUCUGCCCUGAACAAGU
Molecule: messenger RNA, 3177 nt
Organism: Paramisgurnus dabryanus
Lineage: Eukaryota; Metazoa; Chordata; Actinopteri; Cypriniformes; Cobitidae
Source: RefSeq, a predicted model, not a curated record